CUGCGAGCUGCCGUUUGUACUCUUAGGACUUGAUUUUAUGAGAGAGGAGAGUCAAACUUCCAUCUCCAGCUCCUGAAGGAGCUUUUCUCCGGGGUCUACAGAGACUUUUUUUCCCUUCCGUUUAGCAGUAUCAGCCUAAGUCAGAGCCAUGGCUUCAAAAUUGCAAAAACGAAAGAGCUCCAGUGGCCAAAAAACGUCAAAACGUGGCAAAAAUAGACCAACGUUAACUGUUGGUGAAGAGGAGGAACCUACAAAUAUGGAGAGCUUGGGUCAUCCAGAAAUUUAUCCUGUGGUGUUAACUACCAAGACCCAGGAAAUAUUUAACUGCCGAAUAGAUGAAGAUAUCACAGAUGAACAACCUUAUAAACUUAUCAAAAAAGCAGAUAUUUUGGCAGACUUUCAAAACAGAGCUGCAGUAUCUGAUUUCUACCCAGUCAAAAAAGUCAUCCAGGAAUAUCCUGGAGAUGAAAUUCUGCUUGUUUAUGACAAAGACUUCAAAUAUGGACUUAACUUUUAUCUUGUUGGAACUGAAGAAGGCAAGGAAAACUAUUUAAAUGCCCCAGAAAUACCAGAAGAACAGGAGGAAUAUAAAGAGCACAUUCCUGAAGAAAUAUGUAUUUAUAAAGCACCUAUCUCAAAACCAUGGGUUUCUUUGGGCAGUGAAAAAGAAAUUGAGGAAGAAUCGGUUAAGGAAUCUACAAAGAAGAUUACAUAUAUGAUUUCUCGAAAACGGCAUCAAUUUGGUGCACCAAUUAAGUUCAGUGACCAGAAUGCUUCCAGUGUAAAAGAUGCCUAUAUUGAAUGUACAGCCUACCCGGAUAAAAAUUUUACCCUUAGGCAACUUGAGAAAGAUAUUGGCAUGCAAGUAGUCCCCGAAGUCAAGGACAUAAGUACUCAGACAAGAUGGACAUAUCCCAAAAAUGCUAUUAUGCAGUAUCAUCCAAGAGAAUUUUCAGAAGAGGAAAAAGAGACACUUGGACAAGCAAAGUCUUUGACUGAUUUUCUUAACAAUGUAUCCAUAAGUGUUGAAAUAGCCCUGCAGCAAAAUGAAAUCAUGAACACGUUUAUUGAUGACUGGAAAUGCCUGGCAGAAGAAGAAGGUACCUUUGGUGACAAGACCGAUACCCACCUGAAAGAGUACCAGUCCUUUACCGACCUUCAUAACCUAACGGAGAAAAUGAUCACCUGCGUCUCGUGGCAUCCCGUCAUCUAUGGGCUAAUAGCAGUGUCAGUGGCUGUACGACUCUCCUUUGAAGACAGAGUCCACUUUUCUGGUAAAUUAUUGCUGCAACCAUCACUGAUUCUUUUCUGGAGCUUCUCCGAUCCCAUCCAUCCUCAGUUAAUGCUGGAGAGCCCAGAUGACAUCUUCUGCUUCAAGUUCUGUCCGAGUGACCCUAACAUCAUUGCUGGAGGCUGCAUAAAUGGGCAGAUUGUCAUGUGGGAUAUUACCGCACAUGCAGAUCGCAUAGAAAACAUCAAGACAGGUGGUAGCAGAAGUAAAAAAGUCACACUCAAGCCUAUGUUUCUCCUUGAACCAGACAGUAAUAAGGAAGCAAUGUAUAUCAGGCACUGUGCUGUCUCCUCAAUAGAAAAUGGACAUAAGCACGUGAUUACAGAUAUUCAUUGGCUGCCCGACACAUUUGAGAUUAACAGAAUGGGUACUGUCUUUGAGAAUCGAAGUGGAAUAUGCUGUCAACUUGUCACCUGUUCAGCAGAUUGCACAAUAUGUUUUUGGGAUAUCAGACCCCAGAAAGCUUUAACUCCUCAACCCACAGAGAAAAAGAAAGAAGAAAGUAUUGAAAUUCCUUUUGACGUACCAUCUACUUUUUUGCAUCUAGAUCUCGCCUGGAAACCUCUCUCUAAGAUAAGGCUGUCAAAGGGUGAAACAAGCUUAGACCAUUGCCCAACCAAGAUAAGUCUGAGUGAAGACCAUCUCCAGUACAAAGCACAAGACAAAACAUUGGCCCAGAGCAAAGCAGCGAAGGUGGGAGACAUGAACCCCUACCAGAAUCUGGAAGGUGGGUUGGCCAAUCAUCUCAAGCCAAGAGAGGACUUCUGCACAAAGUUCUUUGUGGGAACGGAGGAAGGUGAAGUGAUAUACACAGAUUGGAAAAUGGAAAGAGACUCUGAAACUGGCCGAUUGAUGACAAAGAAGCCAGUGAGCCUCUACACCGUCCAUGAUGGAGCUGUCCACACUGUUCAGAGAUCACCUUUUUAUAAGGACAUUAUCCUCACCAUUGGGGGAUGGAACGUGGCCAUCUGGAAAGAAGGUGUUAUGACUGGACCUCUCCUUCAGACAUCUUGUGCACCAAAACGGUACACCUCAGGGCACUGGUCCCUGACAAGGCCCGGGGUCUUCUACAUUGGCCGAGAAGAUGGCUACAUCGAUAUCUGGGACCUUCUGGAGAAAACCCACGAACCAGCCCUGUCACAAAACAUCUGCAUAACUAUGAUCACCUGCAUCAAACCCUGGACCUUUUCUGGCAUGUUGAUUCUGAUUAAAUCUAAGCAGCAAUUUAUAGCCGUAGCUGAUUAUUAUGGAACACUGCAUAUACUGGAAAUUCCUUGGACCUUAAGUCACCCUUCUGCCAACGAGGUGUUAAGUAUGAACUACUACUUUGAAAGAGAAGUCAAGCAUCUGGAAUAUGUAGACCAGCGCAAAAAAAUUCGUGAACAAGAGAAGAAAGAAAUGCAGCUGGAAAUGGAGAAGAAAAAAGCUAAAACAUACCAGAAGUCAAAAGAACAAUUGGAGGCUGAGUUGAAAAUGGACUACGAGAGUUAUUUGGAACUGGAAAGGAGCAUCCUCGUCAAUCUCGGCCUAAUCAAAGUGUCCGAGAAGGGAAUCCAUCUCAAAAGACGUCCAUCUUGAAUAAACAUGUUGCCAGCUGUACGAUGCGGCUACUAGCAGAACAACUAGACAGGGAACCGGGCCGUCCCACCAGGAACGUCCUGCUUUCAGAAAGCCCUGCGUGACUUAAAGAACUGACUGCUUGAGGGAC
Messenger RNA from Equus quagga, 2999 nucleotides. RefSeq names its product dynein axonemal intermediate chain 3 (gene DNAI3). The transcript has 24 exons. Lineage: Eukaryota; Metazoa; Chordata; Mammalia; Perissodactyla; Equidae. Gene Ontology annotation, molecular function: dynein heavy chain binding; dynein light chain binding. Gene Ontology annotation, cellular component: inner dynein arm. Gene Ontology annotation, biological process: cilium movement involved in cell motility; inner dynein arm assembly. The record is from RefSeq and is a predicted model, not a curated record. Bases 149 to 2869 code for a protein of 906 amino acids.